AUGCCUUCCCAAAUACCAACCCCAAUCUCUCGCUAUGGUUUCAUGGAUGACUACAGCGAAGGCGCACAUCCAGCCCUCCUCAAAGCUCUCAUCGCCAGCAACACUACCCAAGAGACUGGUUACGGCAACGAUACAUACUGCGAUCUCGCACGGAAGCGAAUCCGAGCCCAUCUCGGCCGUGACGAUGUCGGCAUCUUCUUCGUACCCAGCGGCACAUCAGCCAAUGCCAUCUCCAUCGCCGCAUGCCUACGUCCCCACGAAGCAGUCAUUGCCGCGAGCUCUGGGCAUAUCGUGACGAGAGAAACAGGUGCUGUGGAAGCUAGUGGCCACAAGAUAAUAAACGUUGCUCCUGUCAAUGGCAAACUUACCCCUCAAUCCAUUGAGCGGGCAUUGGACGAUAACUGGCAUUUCCCCCAUAUGGCCAAGCCCAAGUUAGUAUACAUCUCGAAUGCGACCGAGAUCGGCACGAUAUAUACGAGAAACGAGAUGGCUGCGAUAAAGGAAGUCUGCGAAAAGAAUGGCCUUAUUUUAUUCCUUGAUGGGGCUCGCAUUGGCACUGCCCUUGCAUCAAAGUUCAACGACAUGACACUAUCAGAUAUCCUCGAAUUAACAGAUAUAUUCUGGAUCGGAGGCACAAAGAACGGCGCGCUACUGGGCGAGGCAGUUGUUGUAAAAGACGCUCGUCUGGCCUCUGAAUACGAGUUUUUCGUUAAGCAGCACGGCUCGCUGUUGGCCAAGGGAAGGGUGAUUGGUGCACAGUUCGCUGAGUUAUUCGAAGGCGAUUUAUAUUUUGACCUUGCGCGCAAGGCAAACCUGGCUGCCGAGACACUGUCUAAUGGAAUUGCUGACGCGGGAUUCUCUGUAUAUGCUGCGACGGAGACGAAUCAGGUUUUUGCGGUUCUCCCAUUGGGAUUGAUCAAGACUCUGAACGAGCAUUUUAGCUUUUACGUGUGGGAAAAGUGCGGUGAUGAUGAGGCUGUUAUAAGACUAUUAACAACGUGGGCGACUGAUGGAAUGCAGGUCCAGAGUACAAAAGUUGAAUUCGGUAUUGGUUGA
Messenger RNA from Fusarium pseudograminearum CS3096, 1056 nucleotides. RefSeq lists its product as uncharacterized. The coding region runs from base 1 to 1056 and encodes 351 amino acids. The transcript is spliced from 2 exons. Gene Ontology annotation, biological process: L-threonine catabolic process; glycine biosynthetic process. The record is from RefSeq and is a predicted model, not a curated record. Gene Ontology annotation, molecular function: L-allo-threonine aldolase activity. Lineage: Eukaryota; Fungi; Ascomycota; Sordariomycetes; Hypocreales; Nectriaceae. Gene Ontology annotation, cellular component: cytosol.